This is a messenger RNA of Ricinus communis (castor bean), 1582 nucleotides long. Its product is annotated as metal tolerance protein 1. Gene Ontology annotation, biological process: zinc ion transmembrane transport. Gene Ontology annotation, cellular component: vacuole; plasma membrane. Lineage: Eukaryota; Viridiplantae; Streptophyta; Magnoliopsida; Malpighiales; Euphorbiaceae. Gene Ontology annotation, molecular function: zinc ion transmembrane transporter activity. Bases 190 to 1422 code for a protein of 410 amino acids. The record is from RefSeq and is a predicted model, not a curated record. The transcript is spliced from 2 exons.
CAAAUCCAAAUAAGACUUCAGCUGUCUGCAUCUGUAUGUUUUAUGUAAAAUCGAAUUUUUUUUUAUUUCUCGCAUAAAAUCAGAGACAACCGAAAUCCAUUAACAGUCUUUUAAAGAACCUCAAACGAACGCAGCAUAUUUAUAGACCGCUAUAAUUCUCCUUGUUAUCCAUCCGAUUUUUAUGACAAGAUGGAAGUGCAACAUUCUGAAUCUGGUCAUAUAAUUGAAAUCCAUGGAGAGAGCCUGGGUGGAAGUAAGAUUUGUGGGGGAGCAGCUUGUGGAUUUUCAGAUGCUAAAACCAGUUCAACAGAUGCAAAGGAACGAUCAGAUUCCAUGCGGAAGCUUUUGAUUGCAGUUCUGCUUUGUAUUAUUUUCAUGAGUGUAGAAGUUGCUGGAGGCAUCAAAGCCAACAGUCUUGCAAUUUUGACUGAUGCAGCUCAUCUAUUAUCAGAUGUUGCAGCAUUUGCAAUCUCCUUGUUCUCUCUCUGGGCCUCAGGAUGGGAGGCAACUCCACGUCAGUCUUAUGGGUUUUUCAGGAUUGAGAUACUUGGCGCACUGAUUUCCAUUCAAAUGAUAUGGCUUCUUGCUGGGAUCCUGGUGUAUGAAGCCAUUGCUAGACUUAUCAAUGAAACAGGUGAAGUUCAGGGUUUUCUUAUGUUUGUUGUUUCUGCAUUUGGAUUAGUGGUGAAUAUUGCCAUGGCAAUCUUAUUGGGUCAUGAUCAUGGUCAUGGACAUGGACAUGGACAUGGACAUGGCCAUGAUCACGAUCAUGGCCAUGGUGGUGAUGGUCACAGCCACAGUCAUGAGGAUCAUGGUCAUGCACAUAACCAUGGGAUAACCAUAGCUACGCAUCAUCAUCAUCCCGAGGGAAGCUCUGAGCACAAUGAUGAGCAUCAUCAUACACAUGAUUCAGACUAUUCUGAGCCUCUGCUUAGGAACUCAAAUGAUGAAGCAGUGAAAGGUGGAUCUAAGCAAAAGAAACAUCUGAACAUCAAUGUACAAGGGGCUUAUCUUCAUGUAUUGGGGGAUUCCAUACAGAGUGUUGGGGUGAUGAUUGGUGGGGCAAUAAUUUGGUAUAAACCAGAGUGGAAGAUUAUUGAUUUGAUAUGCACUCUUGUAUUCUCAGUAAUUGUCUUAGGCACAACAAUCAGGAUGUUGCGAAAUAUUCUGGAGGUUCUGAUGGAGAGUACGCCAAGGGAAAUUGAUGCUACUAGGCUUGAGAAGGGUCUCUGUGAGAUGGAUGAAGUGGUUGCCAUCCAUGAACUGCACAUUUGGGCCAUAACUGUUGGGAAGGUUUUAUUGGCUUGCCAUGUUAAGAUCAAGCCUGAGGCUGAUGCUGAUUUGGUACUAGACAAGGUAAUAGACUACAUUAGGAGAGAAUACAACAUCAGUCAUGUGACCAUUCAGAUAGAGCGCCAAUAAGCAGAACAGUUGCAAAUUGCACUUUUAUGUGUUCAACGUGAGUUGCAGUUUUCACGACAACUUAGUUUGUAGUUCUUUUUAUUUUAUCAAAAAUCGUAUUAGCAAUUUUCACUGUCUGAUUCUUUUUCUUAUCAAUUGUCAUUAAAUUUGUUCUUGUCAA